GCAGUCAGAGAUUAUAGUUGACUCGGGAAUUUUAUGAUAAAUAACAGAGUAUUAUGAAAGUUUCAUACAUCAUGUUGACUUUCGAAUGAUCAUCAAUUCUGCGAUUUUGCGCAUGCGUUGUAUGUCAUUUGGUGCUAUUUAGCGGCAGCUUCGCUUUAUUCAGCUUUAUUGUAGAACUGUUACGAGGUUCAGCGGCGACUAGUUUUGUAUUUGUGAAGCGGUUAUUGAUAUAUUACUUAAUUUACAAGAAUGUCGGACUUACGCAUUCUGGGCAAGCGAUUAGGGCAACGCGCCGGUCAAGAAGCGAUCGUGCUUGGCAAAAUUACGGAGAAAAGUUCAGAUGGUAUGAGUGCAGAGAUAACAACAACAGAUGAUGCUCGAAUUAAUGUGACAUUUCAUGAGCCGCUCGACAGCAAUGUAUCAAAUUAUAUAGAGGUGCGCGGUACAGUGAAAUCAAGAUCCACCAUGUUCUCUAACAAUUUUAUAUGCUUUCCUCCGGACAUGAUUAAAGAUUUUGAUGCAAAUAGCUACAACAAAAUGGUGAAUGUGCGCUACGCAAUAGCUAAUCAGUUAGAAGGAGUAUUCAAUGAAGAUUAAAAGAUGCACAAGCCCAAAGAGAGUUUUUCUGCAAAUUGUUUACUCUGUUCCAUUCUUUCUCAUACUUUUCUUUUUACAUUCUGCCAAUUUGAUAUAUAUGUUUACUAUAAUAAUAACAAGAAAUGCUGCAAUAUAAAAAAGAGUAUUCAAAUAUAAGCAUUCCUUUGUCUAUACAUAAAAUCAAUCAAAUUGGAUUAGAUACAAAACAUGCGAAAUUCUAGAACUAAUAAAAAUAAAUCAUCUCAGUAA
Molecule: messenger RNA, 846 nt
Organism: Pogonomyrmex barbatus (red harvester ant)
Lineage: Eukaryota; Metazoa; Arthropoda; Insecta; Hymenoptera; Formicidae
Biological process (GO): nucleotide-excision repair; double-strand break repair via homologous recombination; DNA replication
Cellular component (GO): DNA replication factor A complex; site of double-strand break; nucleus
Molecular function (GO): damaged DNA binding; single-stranded DNA binding
Source: RefSeq, a predicted model, not a curated record